Molecule: messenger RNA, 981 nt
Organism: Mauremys reevesii (Reeves's turtle)
Lineage: Eukaryota; Metazoa; Chordata; Testudines; Geoemydidae
Product: cytochrome c oxidase assembly factor 5
Exons: 3
Coding region: 31-258 (75 amino acids)
Biological process (GO): mitochondrial respiratory chain complex IV assembly
Cellular component (GO): mitochondrion
Source: RefSeq, a predicted model, not a curated record
CAAACGCUGUGUGCGGAGAGCGCUGCCGCGAUGCCCAAAUACUAUGAGGAGAAGGAGGAGGACGGGCGGGCCUGUGCGGGGGUGCGGGAGGACCUGAGACAGUGUCUGCUCGAGACUUCCUGCGUCAUACAGGAAGGAAAAAGCGCCAGACAAUGCUUGAAGGAAGGACACUGCAGAAGUUUGCAAGUUUCUUUUUUUGAGUGCAAAAGAUCUAUGUUGGAUGCCAGAGCAAGAUUCAGAGGAAGGAAGGGAUACUGAAGCCUUUGUGAAGAGAGCCAAGCAUGGCGAAUUGUGGAUGUAUCAGUGCUUUAAGCAAAAUACAGAGACUAAAAUAAGAAGAGUACAUCUGCUGCAUCCUCCCAGUCAUGAAGUAUUCUCUUGGAAAAUACCUGCUUUCAAGAACUCUGAUAGAUUGAGGCUGACAUGCACCUAAAAUACGGAAAAGAAAACCAAUAUUAGGCUGGCAGUUUGGAGUGAUAUGAAAUGCACUAAUGCAUUUUAAAUAAGCAAUGCAAAAUCCAAAAUAAGCUGUAGCAAUCUUUAGCUGAGUCAAUUUGUUUUGAAACUGAGAUUUCCUUUCAGUUUUUAAGUUUGUAGUUUUAUUUAUCUAAAACCAUAAAACAUUGUCAGAGUGAAAUAUUAUAAAAUUGAAAUUGGUAGACCGCUUGAGUAAUGUUCUGCAGUAUCAUUCAGGAAACCUAAGAUAGGUCUCUUGUUUCCCAGGUUGGCAGGGCCGACAUACACUGAAAUGUACAGGUUAGCCUCUGGGGAAGAGAGUGGCUUAUAUUACUCAAUAGUGAGUUCCAGUUAAUUAGAGUGCAGUUGAUACCUGUCCAGUUCCCAAGAACUGUGACAUCAUCUCUUCAUCCCUUCGCAAAAUUCCUUUUUUAAUAUGAUGGUUGGUGUAAUUUCAUUCAUACAUUGUAGCCUUUCACUACUGAAGAGCUAAAUUAAAGUUGGAGUUACUCUUAAAAGUUAAAA